Messenger RNA from Dothidotthia symphoricarpi CBS 119687, 1877 nucleotides. RefSeq lists its product as uncharacterized. Gene Ontology annotation, molecular function: protein binding. The record is from RefSeq and is a predicted model, not a curated record. The transcript has a single exon. Bases 62 to 1510 code for a protein of 482 amino acids. NCBI's taxonomy places the organism in Eukaryota, Fungi, Ascomycota, Dothideomycetes, Pleosporales, Dothidotthiaceae.
CCCCAAUCACUCUCAACAUUCUCUCAACUCUCUUAAAAUUUAUUGUGUCGACAUUUUCCCAAUGGAGACGCUACUUACGAUUCCACUCGAGCUGCUCGUUUCCAUCUCCUCGUUCCUCUCAACACCGGAUCUCGGCUCCCUCCGUCUUACUUGCAAGCAUGUCGAGAAGUCGCUCUACGAGUGGUUUUCAAAAGAAUUCUUUACCAAAAAGCAAUUCAUGCUCACCCAGCCAAGUCUACAAGCACUUGUCGAUAUCUCAAGACACGCAGGCUUCUCGCAGAAGCUGACUCACGUUAUCCUAGCAACAAAUGUCUACGAUGAGAUUCCUUUACAAUUCAGGGACGAGGCCGCUGGGGCCGCCUACAUCGAAGGUUAUGCUGACCAAAAAGCUCUUAUGAGCAGUGGAGCCGAUCGUGAAAUGCUCACCGAAGCGUUCCGGAACCUGGAAAAUCUCCACACUGUUGGGAUACGCGACUUCAACUCCGAGUCUAGAACGCGUGACGGGGUCAAGGCAAGCUGGAGCUCGUGGGGUGCACCGACCGUUCGUGCGGAGACUGGUAUUGAUAUGUCGUUCUCCUUUCGUGGACCGUUCACACCCGACAACGAGUCUCGUUUCGUGUCACACAUGUUCUCGACUCUAGUCUACGCCCUUGGGAGAGCCCACCGAACGACCCCACAGAUCGAGGUGCUGUUGCGCCGAAAUGGUCUUCCCGAUAGCUCCUUCCAUAUCCCGGCCUUCUUCUCUUCUACCAUCACGCCAGUGCUACAAAACCUUGACGCUCUACUGCUGAAUCUGGACCUUGCUUCCCGUCGUCUGCAUACUUAUAGCAAUGGAAUCCCUAUGGAAGAUAGACCCGGCCGUUCACUCCGCAAAUUUCUGAGCUUCACGCCAAACCUCACGCAUCUCCGUCUCAACUUCCAUAAACAUCAAUUUGUAAACACGGAGGAUUUCCUACAAUGGCUGAGCGAACCCAUGCCUGCAGCUGCUUCAGGCCUGACUUUGGACACUCUCCGACCCGCUCCGAUUGCUCUGCCCCUUCUCAAACAACUUGAAUUCGGCCAACUAAACGUCGUUCCAGACACACUUCUCGCCGUCAUUGCCAAAUUCGCACCAACUCUGACCGAUCUAAGUUUGUGGAGGACGUCACUCAGCGCUCCAGGCGUGCCGUAUAGCGACAAGCCGAAUCUAUGGUUCCACGUCAUUAGGAAAUUGGUAAAGAUUCCCCAUCUGGAGCUUACCCACCUAAAGGUGGGCAUGCUCAGCCAGGACCAACACCUCCACGUAAACUUCUCGGUCGACGGCAGCAAAGAAUCACAGCUCAAGGUACGAGAGUAUUCUGGGAAAAAGAUGGAAUCGUUCCUGAAAGAGCUGGCGGUGUCGGUUGUAGUCCAGUGGCCCGUAGACCCACCUUCCGACGACGGCAACUCUGAUGAAGACGAAGAGAUGGAUGACGACGAUAACGAUGAUGGCGAUGAUGUCACUGACGGCGAUGGAGACUACGAAGAGUGAGCAGGAGUUUGUGGAAUAUCGGAAGGAUUAUGAUGGCUUUUUAGGUGUUGUGUAAUGGGAGAUGAAAUACCUUUUGUCAGAUUACCCAGUACACAUCAACUGUAUUGCUCUCUCUACGUUCAAGAAUUGAGGUCUUCAUGUCCGAAAAUGUCCCUAUACCGUCUUGUCAGGAUUUGUCCGGGAGGUCUCCAGUGUAUUGCCUCGUAGUCAAAAGUAUCCAUAUAAACCAAAUACCCAGACUGUAGACUCCUCAUCCUUGGAUAUGACUGCCUAGAUUACUUAUCCAGUUAUGACUUUGCUUCCUCGCCCAUCACAGUCGAUUUCCGUUCUUCAAGGUGACACAUCCGCGACGUAUGCUGCAGUGAAA